Messenger RNA from Carcharodon carcharias (great white shark), 5051 nucleotides. RefSeq names its product angiotensin II receptor, type 1a (gene agtr1a). Gene Ontology annotation, cellular component: membrane. Gene Ontology annotation, molecular function: angiotensin type II receptor activity. Bases 202 to 1437 code for a protein of 411 amino acids. The record is from RefSeq and is a predicted model, not a curated record. Gene Ontology annotation, biological process: G protein-coupled receptor signaling pathway; regulation of vasoconstriction; immune response. The transcript has 2 exons. NCBI's taxonomy places the organism in Eukaryota, Metazoa, Chordata, Chondrichthyes, Lamniformes, Lamnidae.
UCACUCAAGCACAGCAGUCAGCAAUAAGCAGCUCUCAGGAAAUUGGGAAACUCUGGCAGAAUCAAUCGCCUCUCACAGAUCAGAUCGGAAAAGGGAAGGCUCAUCACCAUCUGUGCCUGACAGUGUCCACACCUCUCUGUGGGUGUCAGGCUGAAUAUAAAAGAAGAUCUGCUGUCACCCUUCCAGUAGCUGAGUUGCAUCAUGUGCUCAUCUUACCCAGUCACCAGCCUCGGCAUACAAGCAGAUUGUGAUCUCCAGGCAAAGAGCUCACUGGUCAAUCGUCAGGACAUGAAUUGGAUGCAGAUGGCUGAAAACUCCAGCGUAUUUCACAAGUCACCAUCUGGCCUUGCACUGGACACGGAAGAAACCAUGCUGAACAGUUCCAUGGGGAAUACCUCAAACCUGACCUGCAUAACUGGUGGGAGGCACACUUACAUUUUCCUUAUGAUCCCUGUCAUUUACAGCAUCAUCUUUGUGAUGGGAGUUUUGGGAAACAGCAUGGUCAUCGUUGUUAUCUAUUAUUACCUGAAGCCAAAAACAGUUGCAAAUAUUUUUCUGCUGAACCUGGCGCUGGCUGACCUGAUCUUUGUGAUCACUUUGCCGCUCUGGGCAGCCUACACCGCAAUGGAGUACCACUGGCCCUUUGGGGUCUUCCUGUGCAAGAUGAGUGCCACCAUUCUACUGCUGAACAUGAACGCCAGCAUCUUCCUGAUCACCUGUCUCAGUAUCGACCGUUACCUCGCCAUUGUGCAUCCCAUGAAAUCGAGGACGAGGCGCACCUUACUCCAUGCUUGGAUGGCUUGCAUCAUGGUUUGGUUACUGGCUGGCUUAGCAAGCCUGCCCGCCAUGAUUUUCCGUGAUGCCUUUCACUACAUCGGCUGGAAUAAAACCAUCUGUGCUUUCCAUUACCCAGAAGAGCAGAAGAAUCAAUGGAUAUUUGGCAUGGCCCUGUUGAAGACCUUUCUGGGGUUCCUAAUUCCCCUGCUGAUUAUUGUAACCUGUUACUCCCUAAUUGUCAAGAGCCUAGUGCAAGCGUACCAGAUUGAAAAAAGCAAACCUGCAAGCAACGAAGCAUUUAAGCUGAUUGUGGCUGUCGUGGUGUCAUUCAUUUUGUGCUGGCUUCCAUUCCAAAUAUUCACUUUCUUGGAUAUGCUUUCCCGGCUGAAAGUUAUCAAAAACUGCCACAUUCCUGAAAUUGUUGACACUUCCAUACCCUUUACGAUCUGUGUGGCCUAUUUCAACAGUUGCCUUAACCCCAUCCUCUAUGGCUUUGUUGGCCGCACUUUCAGAGAAAAGUUCUUCCUUCUUUUGAGGUGCAUGCCCCCCAAGGUCAGAACUCACCCAAGGCUGUCAACUAAGAUGAGUUCAUUGUCGUACCAUACCGUUGAAAUCCUGAAUGUAGUAACCAAAAAGCCAGUCUCCUCAAGUGGAUUUUAAGCAGCCCUACUUCACGAAGCAUCACCAGACCAUCAGGAUUUCAAAAAAGGACUGCAGACAUAUGAAUGAUCUGCUGUCAAUGGUGGGUUUGAAUAAAGCAACCAGGUUGCAAGACCCCGAAAAACCAAAUGUUCUGUCGCUUGAUUGAAAUUGCAAUCUGCCCUUUACUUCUGUUAUCUAUUUCCCAGUUACUCGACUCCUUGUUUCAAAGUGCAGCCUCUGCUAAGCUUCUGCUUCCCAAGAGCUAUCUAACUGUUCUGGUCUUUGGUCAAGUGCCCAUUCUGUGCGUGACAGCCUAAACAGCGAGGCAACAUAGCAAAACCCAAUAUGUUCCUCAUCCAAUGUCCAUUCAAGGGCACUUUCCAGCUGGAGUCACUGGAUCAGGAUUCAGGAUUGGGAACAUAGACCAUUCGAACAUGUAUGCUGGGGCCUGUUGACUCUUCAUCAGAACUGGUGAAGAGUCAUGCAGACUCGAAAUGUUAACCGUGUUCCUCUCUGCAGAUGCUGUCAGACCUGCUGAGUUUUUCCAGCUAUUUUUAUUUUUGUAUCAAAAAAGUGAGCAUUGUUUGACAACUUUCGAAGUGUUCUGUUGACGUCAGAAUUGGACUUGGGCUGGCAUUUUAGUAAAUCUUGAGGUAAAGAUCAACUAUUAGCAACAUCUACCAUUUACUUGUGAAUUCAGCAAUUUAACCAAUGUGAAACAGAAAGCAAAACAUACUAUGAAAAACACAGGGGUCCAGAUAUUCUUGAGUUUGUCUGGGCAGAAGGAAGAUUCAAGUUCACCGCAAUUGGCUGGCCCUUUUUUGGAAGUUGACAAAUUAUGACAGAAAGGGGGAAGUCACUCCUUGCACCAUCUCUUUCAUGUCAGCUCAAACAAUUGGGACUAGCAAGCUGACAUCUCCCAGGGGCGGAAACUCACCAGCGCUGCCUUUAACCGGGCCAAGGUAAAGAUCAUCCACAUGAAACACGAGGACUUAACCAGUAUAGUGAUGGGGCUCAAAAUGGGUUUCCCAGCGCCAAUCAAUUGGAAAGCGGCAAACAAGAACCAGAAACAAUUAUUUAUCCAUUCUUCAGUUGGAACAAGCCUGGCCUCUUGACGGAGUUGCAAGGUCAGAUGAUCACCAGAAGCACCAGAAAUGGUGCAGACACACAAUCCCUUUAUUUUAACGGCCAUCCACAGGAUUUAAGACAAAGUCACUGUAAGCAGGAAUGUCCUGACAGUGGAGCAAGAUUCCAGCAAGAUUCCCCACUACAUUUCAAGAGUGUGUUGCCGUCUCCACGUAAAAUUUGACAAGAAGUAUUUAGAGUCUCCGACCAUUUGCCAAAUCCAAAGCACAGAGAGGAUACAGACAAGAACACGACUUGAGCUGUGUUGUUUACUUUGCUUCUGACGAAAUUCAAUAAAAGUCACUAACAGCAACUUGCAUUUACAUGGUGCCUUUAACAUACUAAAAUGCCCUUAGGACACAGAAGCAGUAUCAGAAAAAUAUUGUCACUUAGCCACAUAAUGAGAUUGUAAUGUUCGAUUGUAUGGUAUUUGAUUAUGUGUGUCCGUAUCUGUUCUUUAUACCUAUGUGUAAUUAGUUAAGCCGGGGUGUGGUGACUGCGAAAGAGAAACUAAACUGUAGGCAAGCAGCUGGAAGUUUGAGGACAAAAAUUUUUAAAUAUUGACUAAAAUUCCUGUUCAGACAUAUCACCUAGAGUAUAUCAUUUCCACAUAUCUCCAAGGCAUAAAACACAACAGAGAUAUUCGGACUGGUGGCCAAAGGCUUGGUCAAAGAGAUAGGUUCUAACAAGCAUGUUAAGGGAUGUGGGAGUGGUAGGAAGGUGAAGAGGCUUAGGGAGGGAAUGCGAGAAUUUAGACGUAGGUAACUGAAGACAUGGCUAUCAAUGGUGGACAGAUCAAAAUUGGUGAUGCUGAAGAGGCCAGAAUUGAAGCAAGGCAGGGGAGAAUGGAUUUGAUACAAUGCAGUGGAUAUCUAACAUCCAACUCCACCCACAUCCUAUGCAGACAUUGGGUGGCCAGUCAGCAAAGCAGCCCUCUCCUGGGGGGUGGGAAGGAUGCAUGGGAGGGCCGCUACAUCGAGCAGCCUGCCCUCUGGACUUAGAAAGAAGAUAGGCCUGAGGACGACAGUGGUGGAUCUGAUCUUGGAAGACCUAGAGUGGCAGAGGCCCUGGCUAACUUUGUGGAACCCAGAGAAGCCCUCAGUACACAAUAACCAAGCGACACGUUUAAGAACAGGAGGUCUACCAUUUAAAUGGAGGAGAAUUUUUUUUCUCUGAAAGGGUAGUUAAUAUGUGGAAUUCUCUUCCCCAGAAAGCAGCGGAGUUAGACAGAUUUUGGGAAUCAAGGGUUAAGGGGGGCAGAUAGCAAAUUGGAGUUGAUACACAACCAGAUUAGCUAUGAACUUAUUGAAUGAUGGAGCAGGCUCGAAGGGCUGGAUAGCCUACUCUUGCUCCUAAGUCCUAUGUUCCUAUUUCUUCCCCAUCUCUGUGCCAGCACCCCCAGUACUGCCCAGAAACUGCAAAUGGAAUCGCUUGAGGCCCUGACAUGCACAUUAAAUGGGUCUAACCCAGUGACUCAGGUCAGCUAGCCCACUUCCCGGCAGGGGUACCCUGAAAUGUUGGCAUGACUAUUCACCACUAUUCGUGUGGCACUCUUUCCUCUGUGUAGAGGGCCUCAAAAUAAGAAAACUCAAUCAAAAACCAGACUACCAAGUGCAGAUCCAGCAAUUGCUCCAUGCCCACUUUCCCACCCCCGCACUGGUGUGUUCAAUUUAUUUCCCAAAUAAAUGCCUUAUUUUAAGAUUACUAAUUUAACAUACACCACACCCUUACAAUAGGGGCAGGUUAGCACAGUUGGUUAACUGUUCAGCAUCAGCAGACAUUGAGGCCUUUGCGGAGAGAACAUGCAAAACAGUUACAAAAAAAUUAGCAAAUUAACCCUCUGUUACUGAACCAUGCUUUUAAGUGACAUACUCAAAAGAGACAUACACGCCAAACAAAUUCAAGCCAUAGUGUUCUCAAUAACACUUAGAAAUUCUGCGACCACAUUUAAAGUAUUAACAUUUUUCUCAGUGUUGCUUCUGUCAGUAGAGAGAUGAUGAAAUACGGUUAAAAUGCAGAUGAGUUAGGCUUUAAUCUUUCUCUGUCUAGGAGGCUGUAAAUAAUGAGCUAAUUCAUUAGCCUGUCUCGUCAAUCGAAUUGCCCGCUCAAACCCAUUGUGUGAGGAGGCUGCCUGUAAAGGUCAAUUCUUCAACCCACAUUCUUUCUGAGCAAAGCUCCUGACUGAGACCAGGGGAUCACUGCUUUCACCCUGAAAGAGAGGAAGACAGCCAAAGUUGCAUGUCAUUGUGUCAAUAAAUACGUUAUUGUGUUUGCUGCGACUACUCCUCCAUCCAGGAAAUCAACUGAUAGAACUUUAUUCAGUGCAGUUUAUCAACUUUUAGCAAUUAAAAUGUAGAACAUUUCAACUUGUGUAAAUUCUUGCUGUGCAUGAUAAUUUAUUGCAUCUGUCCUAUUUGCUGUUGCAUUUUUAAAAACACACGGCUUUUAAAUAAAGUGUUUCCUCUAUUAUCGCUAGUUAUCUUGAAUAAAUUAUUUUAAUUAUUAUG